AUGGAAUGUCGUGGAAUACUAAUAAGAAUUCUCAUUUUGUUGACUCUGGUUUUUGGAACAAAAUCUACAACAACACCUGCACAGCAGGUAAAAACUUCAUGUUCCGUGUGUGAAUCCAUGCCUAUUCCUAAUCUGGACCACGUGAAACUGCUUUUCAGAGACUUGUUCACAAAUAAUAAGGAGUACAGCAAUCUGGUUUUCCCUCACAAAGAUCAGUUAGCGACAAUCAACGUCAACAUGAAAUUUGCACUGUAUUCGAUUCCUGAAUUUGACGAACUUGGAGGAACGCUUAAGGUUAUAGGACGGUUGAAAAUGGCUUGGUUUGACCAUUAUGUUAUUGAAAAGUACACUCCUCAAAAACAUGUUCUCGAAGCAUUAGAUAUUCCUCAAAAUGACAUUUGGCUUCCUCCAAUAACUGUUUUCAAUUCUGUGGAAUCUUUAACUCCAGUAGGGCAUUCUGGUUAUGAGGUGACCAUCACUCUGACCAAUGGUUAUGUACAGUGGGAGAUUGGUGUAGUAACAAAGACUGGAUGUACUGUAGUGGCCUCAGAUUACCCAUUUGAUACACAGUAUUGCACGAUUACUUUCACUCCUUGGGGGUAUUCUAAUAAUGAAGUAUCCAUCCAGACUGACGAGGACAAUAUCAAUAUCGAAGACUUCAUAGAAAACGAGGAAUGGGCUGUAAUAGAUAGUACACAAGAAAUUUACGUGGCCGCCAAUCGCUCUCUGAUUAGCUAUCACCUGACUCUGAAGAGGAGACCCGUCUUCUUCAUCAUCAACAUGAUGGUGCCCAUCGUAUUACUUGGCAUGCUUAACAGUCUCUGUUUUGUUCUACCCAUUGAUUCUGGUGAACGAGUUGGCUUUGCAACAAACGUUUUCCUGACUUUCGCUGUAUAUCUGACAAUACUCUCCGGCGAACUUCCAGUGUCAAAUCCACUUUCGAUAAUGAGUUACUAUGUGGCAGCCAUGUUGUCUGUGAGCAGUAUAACUACCCUUAUUGCCAUUUUUACGAUUCAGGUAUCCAUAUAUGACCCAAAUGAGAAAGUCCCUCCUAUACUUGUAUAUAUUGUCGCCUUUGUCACUUGUCGAGUUUGUCGAAAGCGCUACCGAAUGAUGGGGCUUCAUCAUGAAACAUUUGAGAAGAUGCCACUGGAAGACGAAAUUGCUGAUCCUGUGAUAACUAGCCCCAAUAAUGAAGGCGAGGGGGAAGCGGAUGACAGUGUCGAAAAAUACAGAUUUGGGGUCUCCUGGAGAGUGGUAGGCAAAACCCUGGACAAGUUCUUUUUUCUCUUGUUUUCCACUGGAACUAUUGCAGUCUCAUCCUAUUUUUUGGUUCCUCUUUUCAUGAAAUUGGACACAUCUAUUGCAUAG
Saccostrea echinata is the source of this 1371-nucleotide messenger RNA. Its product is annotated as neuronal acetylcholine receptor subunit alpha-9-I-like. Gene Ontology annotation, cellular component: neuron projection; synapse; membrane. NCBI's taxonomy places the organism in Eukaryota, Metazoa, Mollusca, Bivalvia, Ostreida, Ostreidae. Gene Ontology annotation, molecular function: neurotransmitter receptor activity; transmembrane signaling receptor activity; extracellular ligand-gated monoatomic ion channel activity. The coding region runs from base 1 to 1371 and encodes 456 amino acids. The transcript has a single exon. Gene Ontology annotation, biological process: signal transduction; nervous system process; regulation of membrane potential. The record is from RefSeq and is a predicted model, not a curated record.